Molecule: messenger RNA, 3103 nt
Organism: Amorphotheca resinae ATCC 22711
Lineage: Eukaryota; Fungi; Ascomycota; Leotiomycetes; Helotiales; Amorphothecaceae
Exons: 3
Coding region: 97-2856 (919 amino acids)
Cellular component (GO): cytosol
Source: RefSeq, a predicted model, not a curated record
CUGGCAACCUGGUGGGAUGAAACCUCCCAGACAUAUCGCACGAACCGCGAAUCGAUUUUGCCGUUCGCAACCCCGCACCUCGGGGACAAGAGCAGGAUGUCGCAACGAAAGAACACGCAGACAAUCGAGGAGCGAAGCUUCCAGGCCGCGUUGAUCGGUUUGGAAAUUCGUUUUGAAGAGACGCCCGGGCUUGGGGCAAAGAGCAUUCCUAAUAGCAAGCCGGAUAUCAAGAAGAUGAUCACCAACACGUUGGAGAUGAGCUUGCACAAGGCAGAUGUUAGAGAAAACCUUGCGAAGAAUGUCGAAAUCUGGGUGCGACUGAAGAAGAUCUUCGAUCUGGCUAUCCGUACUCUCAAUAGACGCUCCCUGCGCGAAUCUAAACCCGACGACCACGUUUCCGAUGACAUGGACGCUCUCCAAAGCACUGAUCUGAUCCUAAAGAACUAUGAUUCGUUAGUGGAGGAUUUACAUUACUUGAACAAUUUGCUGGUUAUUUCGAGGAAUAUGUUGGCGAUCAAGGAAACUGCGCAGGAGAUCUGUGCACGCGUACACUUCGACAAGACGGUCCGCGAACUUAUAAUCCUGUGCGUUAAUGUCACGAGCAAGGGAUAUGACGGAGACAAUGUGGAUGAGCUAAGACGGGAAAAGGUGAACACCGUUACAGAGCUAUACAAAAAGCUUCUAGUUACUGCUCUACAACACACGCAUAACUGGACCAUGGGGAACGAUCGGUUCAAGAUGUCGUUCUGGCUCGAGAUGCUGUUCGAUGAUGACCUUAGUAACGAUAUGAUACACGAGCUUCCUCCGGAUGAUCUGAAUGUUAAGAAGGUCUACGAGGAAGUCAAAAACUGGCUUAGAAGACAUUCACAAAGGGAUAAGGUGGCAGCUGAGCUACUAGAUAAAUAUUCUGCAGACGUGCGUCUUGGUCCCAGUGCCGGCCCUCUGCCAGAAGAACCCGAUGAUAUCGGAGGAGAAAGCAAGGAAGAGGAACCGACUGCUCCUGUAUGGAAACCAGAUCUAGAGGAUAAGUACGAGCAAGAUAGGCUGUACGCAAGGGUUUCACAUGAGAUUGAUAUCUGGUGGAAGAGAGUUCGAGACGCAAAUUAUGAAGGAUGGGUUGUCCCGAUGGAGAGCGUUGAAGGUGCAAUCCUUCGGGCCCAGUCGUGCAAGGAAAAUGCCAUGCAUCGUUAUUUACCUCGUGGGCAAGAUCUCGACCACGACUAUCCCCACGAAGAGCAGUAUGAUGAGCAGCCUGAGGAUGGUGUAAACGGCGAAGAUGAAAUCGAUGAUCGAUCAACUCGAGAGGACAACGGAGAAGAUAGCGGAGAGGAUUACGAUGAGCAGGAGGAAGAGGAGGACGAGGAUGAUUCAUAUGUUGAAGGUCCUCUGCGUGGGCUGCUUACAGAAAUCCCCAAUAUCCUGGACACCAAACAAAUCGAAGCUCUGCAUAUGACUGUCAAGGCAUGCAUCGUCGACUCUAUGGGAUCUGGUCUUACGCCGGCAGGCGAAAACCUCCAGAAAACACGAUGCAAGAUGUUCCUAGCUCUUGAUUGUGGCAAGAACCUCCUCCGCGAAAUGCUGGUUUUCAUUGCUGUCUGGGAGCAAACGGAUCAGCAAUUCAUCUUUCAGAUCACGGCUCAAAUUAUCGAGUCUUUUCACCACAACGCCCUACUCCCCUAUGCUUGGAACUCGUUGCGAAUACUGAAAGACAUCGUUUCACCAGCCCAAACCGUUCUCCUUCGCCUUAUCAACUACAUGUUCAGGGCUCGCAAAGACAGCACCAUUUAUGACGACCUUCGAGAUUACAACCGAGACGCUAAACUUAUUCAUUUCUUGUAUAACUACUUUCGCUGUCGCGUUGUGCCGGAUUGCAUCGCACUCAUUUAUGCUCAGGCUCAGAUCCGCCAAGGCAAAAGCCACCCAAGUGAUUUCCCGGUCGACCUCUGGGAUAUGGAACGGGCUAAGGACGGCCUGUCCCAAUACCUUGAUUUUAUCUCCGUGAUCGCCGAAAUCCCUGAGAUGCGCCCUCUACUUAUUGAAUGGGAAGCAGUGUAUGAGCUCGUUGCUCUCCUCAAAGCACUUGAGGAUGGUGUUGAACGGAAGCCGCUCGAUGCCCGCUCUAUGCCGGGACCCAGCCGCCGUCCAGCUGCUCAGGGUUCCGGAUCGGGCUCAAGCACCCCCGUUGUUGGUCGCCCGUAUGAUGAAAAUAACCCACAGACUCCAGCACAACCCCAGGCUCAUCCGCAGACAGGUGUGCCCCUACUCCACGAGGCACCCCAUAAAUUCUCUUGGCCAGGCAUCAAAAUUCAAAUCCUGAUCAUUCUUACUUCACUCGUUGCACCGAACAAUGCACGACGCAGCGGUCCGGGCAACCCUAUCGUACAAAAACAGCUAUUAGAACGAGAAGGAAUCAUGCCAUUAUUGAACUGCUGUGCUUAUGAUGGGAAUAAUGAGUACCUGAAAGAAAGGGCUACACUCGCUAUCAAGUUUGUAAUGGAGGGCUGUGAGGAGGCGCAACAGUUUGUCAGAGAGCUGGUGCCUUUAAGACAAGCCAAUGCGCAAACCCAGUCUCAGGGGCCUGCUGCUCCGGCUGCCGAGAAACAGCAGUCCGCAGCGACUCCAGCGGGUUCAGCGUCAGCAACAGCGGCUGCUGUCGCCGCUAAGGCAAAAAUGAGCGCAGAUAUUUCGAAAACAAAAGCGAAGGAAGGUGCUAGUAAGCAGUCAGACCUGUUGGACGAUGCGGCCAGAUUGGCGGCUGUGGCGCAGAGUAUCAAAGAGAAUACAGAUGAGUAUGCGAAGGUUGUGGCACAAGGUCAAGGUCAACGCGCGACAGCCAAGUCAGGGGAUAAGCAGUAAAGCGCCUAGCUUGAGCCGCUUGGGGUUGUAGGAGAGAAAAGUUUGGAGGGAACAAAAGGUUUGUUUUGAGAGCAAAUGGCCUUGCAUCACUUUCCCUGGUCUCAAAAAAGUUAGCAUAGAUGGGUGGUAGGUCUGCAUUGGGUGGUGUUUGGAAGAUACCCUGGGUGAAGUUAUGUGCUAGAAAAGCAGUGUCAUUGAAAAUAGACUUGCGUAACACUUGAAGGCCUAAUAUGGCUUGAGAUCAACG